UUAAAAGAUGUCGUGUUUUGGAGGUAGCGUGCUAAUUCCCGACUGAGGGCGGUGCAGUGUAGUUCAGUGUAGUGCAGUGAUGUAAGUUUUAAGCGAACAGUGCAGAGAGGAAGCCACCAUGCUGCCUACAAAUGUUAUGUCCUUUAUGAAAAAGAUGGUGGCGACGGAGGACACGGCAAACACGGUGCCGGGACAGAUCGAGGCGCCCGGCACCUUCGGCAAGCUGCGGCAGACGCUCUCCUCCAGCCUGCUCACGGCCCAGGACAAAGUUACAACAAAACUGGGCCCGCGGCAGGUCGAACCCGUGGCGGAGCCGGCGCCCGCGCCGCCGCCCGCGCAACCACCACCUGCGCCCGCGUCUAAAACUGAACGGGAAGCGGGUAAGGCGCCGUCGCGGGCAGGCGCGUGCCGCGUGUGCCUGAAGGCGCUGAAGCCCGGUGAAGUGUUUCACACGUGCAACGGCUGCCAGCACCGCGUGUGUGAGGACUGCUCUUCGUACUCCAAGCCGGCGGAGAACGAGGAGGCGAACUCAUGGCGCUGUUCCGUAUGCCGGCGUAAAGCUGCUCCGCGACUACCGCCCGCAGCGCAAGACAGUACUGAUUCACUCCUCGAUGUGCCUGUGCUGGAUUCUUUACAACGGCGUCAUUCGGAAGCUCGGCUGGGCGGUGGCACCUCCAGUACCGGCCUCGCGCCGCCACGCUCGCCCGAACUGCGCCGACACUCAGACGUCUCACCCGCCUCGCUAAAAGAACUAGAAAAGUUAAAGGGUGGCGGCACGGCGACGCCAGCGAACGAGUCGCGGCGGCCUAGCACGGUGACGCCGGCGCGGCGGCGGUCGAUGCGCGUGCCCGCCGCGCGCCAGCGCAGCGUCGACGACGACAAGCAAGACUCUCCUGCGCACUCGCCCGCGCUCGUCGCGCCACCACCGAUGUCUAGGAGAGCAUCAGCAGUGGACGUGGUCGGCGGUGCGGGAGCAGGAUCGCGUCGCGGCUCCUACCGUACAGAAGACACAUCCGAAUCAACGCCUUCAAUUGCCGGACUCGCCGUUGACGAAGACCGCCCCAUCAGGCGCCGCGGUAGUCAGCUUCCAGACAUAGCCGCACUUCAACAAAGGACGGGGGCGCUCAGUGCAAUGGCCGCUCUAGCUCGCACUGGAGACCCCUCCGAAGCGCCAGGCCCCUCGGCUGCAGCCGUGGCCGCCGCCGCUGCAGCCGCGCGACAAAUGUCGGUUGACGCGGAGGCGAUCAAGAUCGUCAUACACGACGUCGAUGAUCGCUCGCCACGACGAGUCUCGCUGCGUCGCGAUCCUAAUGACAAAAGAUCACGUGGUUUCGGCAUGCGCGUCGUGGGUGGCAAGCCGGACGCCAGCGGUCGCCGGGAGGCCGUCAUAGUGUGGACUGUGCCCGGCGGACCCGCCGACGGGGCCGGCUUACAACAGGGUGACAAGGUAUUGGAAUGGGGUGGAGUGCCGUUGACCGAGCGCAGUUUCGAAGAAGUGUGUUCUGUCCUGGAUCGCAGCGGAGACAACGUGGAGCUCCUAGUGGAACCCGCGCCGCCCCAGGACGACACGGUCACGCCUGCCCCGCACUCCAGCCAACACCAUCAUGCCCUAUAUGAACCGGAUACCGACAAAUCACCAUCAUCGCCGACCCGAAGGAAAUUGCCGAAAACCCCGGAGCAGGAGAGGGCCGAGCGAGCCCGCGAGCGGCCCGCGGCGCGCGCGCAGCUGCAAGUGUGGUUCGAGAGCGAGAUGCGCAAGCUGGUGGUGGUGCUCAUCGCGGCAGACGACCUGCCGCCGCGAGACCACACGCUCGGAUACGGAGACGAGCCUGAAGCAUUCGCCAGGAUAAGGCUUUUGCCGUCACUCGAGACCUGCCCACCGGUUGAAACAGACCCCGCGUCCGCGUCAUGUAGUCCAGUUUGGAACGCCACCUUGGGUUUCGGCGGUUUAACGGCAGAUCUCCUGGCAGGUCGAGCGCUGGAGCUCACCCUGUGGGACGCCUGCCCUGGAAUCGAUCCAGUACUUAUUGGAGAAUGCACUAUGGAUUUGGAAAAGGCGUUUGCGGAAGAACGUGCAGUGUGGUGGACGCUGGAGGAGCGCGGCGGGACGCGGUCAGCCAACGCCUCCCCGCGGGGCUCUCUCACAGGUGCGCGAGCGCUCCGACGCGGUGACUUUGCCUCGCAACGCUCUUGUUCAGAUGAUGUGGAUUCCAUCGGGGAGUGCGCAUCUUUACUCCAUCCAGACCACGCGUGGGUCGGCGGCUCCAGACGUGGCUCAUCCCAGUCAGAAACCUUGGAAGUUGAGGUUUACCAGCUUGGAAAAGACUUCUCACGUUCUUUACCUGGAUCGCGACGAUCAUCAUUCCAGCAGCAGGAGAAAGACGCCGCUGCGGGCACUGACAGCGGCGCCGGGCCGUCGCAGCGCAGCGAGCGGCGGCGCUCGUCCUGCGUCCGCCGCGACCCCGACGACAUCCUGCGCUCGCUGCGCGCCGUCAAGGGCGAACUCGGCCGCACGCUUUCCCUCUCCGGGUCCACCGCCCGGCGUACGGCGACGGGGCGCAAGGGCAGCAUGUGGGCAGCCGUGCCGGCGGCCUGCGAGGCGCUGGGCGACGACGAGGACUCGGUGCCGCUCGGCCCGGGCCAGAUGCCGCCUCGGAACGCCUCGCUGCCGCCGCUGCACGCGGAGAUCAACAUCAGCAUGAUCAUGAUUAAAGGACAGCUUGAGCUUGAGAUCUCGCACGCACGGCGAGUGUAUGGCGUGAACGGCGAGGUGCCAGACUCAUACGUCAAGUGCUACCUGCGCGAUGGCGACAAGUGGCUUCACAAACGCAAAACGCGAGUUGUUCGGCGUACCACCGAGCCGCAUUUCAAACAGACGCUCAAAUAUCAGGCAAACGAGGCACUGGGGCGCACAUUGGUGGUGAUGCUCUGGCAGCGCUGCGGCGGAUUCGAGCACAACCUCGCCCUCGGCGGAGCGGAGAUCACGCUCGACAAGCUCACGCUGCCCCAGCGCACGUACGGCUGGUACCCGCUGUUCCCCGCCACCUCGCUCGCGGCCGACGAGUCGCCCGACUGAUCCAGGGAGCCGUCGCCGGAGCGGCGCGACAACUAGCGCCUCCGCGACGGCUCACAACAACUCGUGUUUGGCCACCUUGCCACGUGACGGCGACCGGUGACAUGCUUGGAACCGUAUCAGCUUAGA
Cydia amplana is the source of this 3202-nucleotide messenger RNA. It is a transcript of the gene Fife, whose product is annotated as regulating synaptic membrane exocytosis protein 1. Gene Ontology annotation, biological process: calcium ion-regulated exocytosis of neurotransmitter; regulation of membrane potential; regulation of synaptic plasticity. Gene Ontology annotation, cellular component: cytoskeleton of presynaptic active zone; presynaptic membrane. Lineage: Eukaryota; Metazoa; Arthropoda; Insecta; Lepidoptera; Tortricidae. The record is from RefSeq and is a predicted model, not a curated record. Gene Ontology annotation, molecular function: small GTPase binding; transmembrane transporter binding. The coding region runs from base 119 to 3076 and encodes 985 amino acids. The transcript has 19 exons.